GCAGCACACAAUGUACAUCCACAUGCAGACGCAAUCCGAGCCAUAAAAGUAUGAAGUGGCGGCUCCUGAUCUUGACCCCGCGGUCAGCAAUCUCUACUCCCCCCUAUCUUUUUGUUCUUUCUCUCCUGCUUCCUCUGCCCACUCCUCCUUUCCUUUAUAUAAAGUUCUGUCUCUACCUCCCCAUCUCUCAGUGUCAUCGAUAAUUCUCUUUCUUUCUCUCUCUCCGUGUCAAGGGGGCUUUUGGCCAAAAGUCGUCGCCAUGGAGGUGAUGAUACCGCCGAGCAUGGAGUUCGACUUCAACAGCGCGCGUUCCUCUCCGCACGCGAGCGCUCCGGGAACGCCGAAACGCUUCGGCGAGUGCUUCUUCAGCGCUCCGACCAGCCCUGCUCGCAUGGCCGAUUUCUACCGCGAGUUUGACGAGUUCUCCGCGAAAAACCUGAGCGACCCUUCUUCUUCUCCUUCUUCAUGUUCGGCCACUGUUCCAUUCGUUUGGGAAGAGAAGCCCGGCACUCCAAAAUCACCGCGGCCGAGGACUUUCGGUAGGGAACCCGUUGAUUAUAAAGAUGAUGGUGAUGAUGGAUUCAACUUCGCUUUCGACUUGAGCAAGGACUCGGAGAGGCACUCUCUUUCGGCUGAGGAGCUCUUCGACGGUGGGAAAAUCCGCCCGCUCAAGCAUCCGCCGAGGCUACAGAGCAACCGCUCAGCUCUGAUGCCUCCGAAGAGCCCGCUCGCGCCAUCGCCCAAGACUCCGAGAUCGCAAGCCAGAGGCAUGUUUUCGCCUAGAGCGAGAAAGGAAAGCGACCCUUUCGAAGCAGCAAUCCAGAACGCUAGGAGGAGCGCAGAGCCCCGCCAAUCCAGAGGCAGAGAGAGGUUGCAAGGUUCGAAUUCUGGCCGGAGAGGGGCCCGGUCGCUGUCCCCAUACAGGGUCUCUGCCUAUCCCUGGGAGGAAGAAGAGAAACAGCUGACCAAGCAGAGGCCAACGUCCAAGCCCCCCUGUUUCACGGGUCCUUCGGCUUCGUCUACAUCGAAAGGGUCGUCCAAGAAGUGGAGUUUGAAGGACUUUUUGUUGUUCAGAAGCGCAUCGGAGGGUCGGGCCACUGACAAGGACCCAUUCAGGAAGUACGCGGUGGGUGCGCUCAGGAAGGACUCGGUGAGGAACGCGAGCUUCCGUUCCAUCGACAGCCCCACCGGUUCCAUGUCGCGGAGGCGAGGCCCAGUCUCUGCGCACGAGCUGCACUACACCGUGAACAAGGCGGUCUCGGAGGAUCUGAAGAAAAAGACCUUCCUUCCUUACAAGCAGGGGAUCCUGGGGAGGCUGGCUUUCAAUCCCGCGGUCCAUGCCCUGGCUAACGGAUUCGGGUCACUGUAUCGGCAAUGAAAUUUGAUCUUAAUAUGAAUCUUUUGUUCGUCUGAAAAUCAUAGUUUUGUUUUCCCUUUGCUUAUGUAAAGUGAUUUCUUUGUUCAAGUGUAGAGUUCUUUUCGUGAGGAACGUGUUUCGUAUAUGUUGUAUGAUCAAGGAGAAGAGAUCUGUUCUUUCAAUGAUUAA
Syzygium oleosum is the source of this 1546-nucleotide messenger RNA. RefSeq lists its product as uncharacterized. Bases 260 to 1378 code for a protein of 372 amino acids. The transcript has a single exon. Lineage: Eukaryota; Viridiplantae; Streptophyta; Magnoliopsida; Myrtales; Myrtaceae. The record is from RefSeq and is a predicted model, not a curated record.